Gorilla gorilla gorilla (western lowland gorilla) is the source of this 2271-nucleotide messenger RNA. RefSeq names its product G protein pathway suppressor 1 (gene GPS1). Gene Ontology annotation, cellular component: COP9 signalosome. The transcript is spliced from 13 exons. The record is from RefSeq and is a predicted model, not a curated record. Bases 332 to 1927 code for a protein of 531 amino acids. Lineage: Eukaryota; Metazoa; Chordata; Mammalia; Primates; Hominidae.
AGGCCGCCCCGGGCCUUCGCGCCCCCGCGCCCCCCGCCACUGGGGCCGGGCUGAGGUCGAGCAGGGGCGCGGGGCCUGCGCCAGGAGUCGGCCGGGCACGCUCCGUGCCGGGCCUCCGCGGGCAGCGCGCGUCGGGGGCUGCAGGGCCGAGGGCGCGUCUCCGCCGUGGCUGCGCGCUGCGAUCGGGGGCCGCCGGGCCGCGCCCGCCCCGCCUCCCCUCCCAGCAGCUCACGGGAGAGGUUCCCGGCCGCCCCGACGCUAACGCUCUUUCUCCCUUCAGCAGCCAGCCAGCUCUGUGUCAGGGUCGGGGGGUGCAGAAAGUCAGGACAGAAUGAGGGAUAGCUCGGCCCCCAGCUCGGCCUCCUCGUCAGUGACAGAUCUGUACUGCACCCCUCACAGCAGUAGGUCAGACCUCGUCCUGCCCGGCACGGCCGGGGACUUCAGCCUGAGCGCCAGCCUGUCGGCCUGUACGCUGCUCUACGAGGGGGCUGUGGAGCCCAUGCAGAUCGACGUGGACCCCCAGGAAGACCCGCAGAAUGCACCCGACGUCAACUACGUGGUGGAGAACCCCAGCCUGGAUCUGGAACAGUACGCGGCCAGCUACAGCGGCCUGAUGCGCAUCGAACGGCUGCAGUUCAUUGCUGAUCACUGCCCCACGCUGCGGGUGGAGGCCCUGAAGAUGGCCCUCUCCUUCGUGCAGAGAACCUUUAACGUGGACAUGUACGAGGAGAUCCACCGCAAGCUCUCAGAGGCCACCAGGUCCUCUCUCAGGGAGCUGCAGAACGCACCCGACGCCAUCCCUGAGAGCGGCGUGGAGCCCCCACCCCUGGACACGGCCUGGGUGGAGGCCACACGGAAGAAGGCCCUGCUGAAGCUGGAGAAGCUGGACACAGACCUGAAGAACUACAAGGGCAACUCCAUCAAGGAGAGCAUCCGGCGCGGCCACGACGACCUGGGCGACCACUACCUGGACUGUGGGGACCUCAGCAACGCCCUGAAGUGCUACUCCCGGGCCCGGGACUACUGCACCAGCGCCAAACACGUCAUCAACAUGUGCCUCAAUGUCAUCAAGGUCAGCGUCUACUUGCAGAAUUGGUCUCAUGUGCUCAGCUACGUCAGCAAGGCUGAGUCCACCCCAGAGAUUGCCGAGCAGCGAGGAGAGCGUGACAGCCAGACCCAGGCCAUCCUCACCAAGCUCAAGUGUGCCGCAGGCUUGGCAGAGCUGGCCGCCAGGAAGUACAAGCAGGCUGCCAAGUGCCUCCUGCUGGCUUCCUUUGAUCACUGUGACUUCCCUGAGCUGCUGUCCCCCAGCAACGUGGCCAUCUACGGUGGCCUGUGCGCCUUGGCUACCUUUGACCGGCAGGAGCUGCAGCGCAAUGUCAUCUCCAGCAGCUCCUUCAAGUUGUUCUUGGAGCUGGAGCCACAGGUCCGAGACAUCAUCUUCAAAUUCUAUGAGUCCAAGUACGCCUCAUGUCUCAAGAUGCUGGACGAGAUGAAGGACAACCUGCUCCUGGACAUGUAUCUGGCCCCCCAUGUCAGGACCCUGUACACCCAGAUUCGCAACCGUGCCCUCAUCCAGUAUUUCAGCCCCUACGUGUCAGCCGACAUGCAUAGGAUGGCGGCAGCCUUCAAUACCACGGUGGCCGCCCUGGAGGAUGAGCUGACGCAGCUAAUCCUGGAGGGGCUGAUCAGUGCCCGUGUGGACUCACACAGCAAGAUCCUGUACGCCCGGGACGUGGAUCAGCGCAGCACCACCUUUGAGAAGUCUCUGUUGAUGGGCAAGGAGUUCCAGCGCCGUGCCAAGGCCAUGAUGCUGCGGGCAGCUGUGCUCCGCAACCAGAUCCAUGUCAAGUCCCCGCCCAGAGAAGGGAGCCAGGGGGAGCUGACUCCAGCCAACAGCCAGUCCCGGAUGAGCACCAACAUGUGAGGGGUGAACCUUGGCCUCCAGGACAUCUGCACCCCCUCCCCACCUCCACGGACCUCCUGACCUCCAGGCGGCUCAGUGCUGCCUGCGGCCCAGCUAAGGGGCCUGGCCACUGGGUGCCACCCAGCCUGUGUGCCCUCGCUGGGGCUGAGGAGGCAGGCGGCUGCUAGUUGUGGCCCUUCCUGGAAGGAGAGGCCUGCAGGGCUCGACCCUGUGGGUUUCUGUCCCCAGGGAGCAGACUGUGCGGCACCCAGGCCCAGUGGCACCAUUUCCCAGACCCCUCCUGUUCCCGCCUCAGUCAGGUGCAGACAAGUGGGCGGUGUCCAUUAAAGAGCAGACUCAGCGUU